Durusdinium trenchii is the source of this 1385-nucleotide messenger RNA. NCBI's taxonomy places the organism in Eukaryota, Dinophyceae, Suessiales, Symbiodiniaceae. The record is from the annotation of a GenBank genome assembly.
CCAGCCACCAACGAAGUUGGCACCGAAGGCUCCGAAGCAGACCCAAGAGGCAGGAUACUGUAUGGUGCUAGAUGGCCUUGGAAAUUAAGUACUUCAGCCAUGCACGGCAGCCAUUGAGUCUUGUACACUUCUUCAAUCUUUAUUUUAUGCUGACCUGAUAUGACAUGAUCUCAGUAUGGCUCAAACCUUGAAUUUGCAUGGCUCUACUUUGCCGCUUGCCUUGGUUGCAGACCUGCCGUUGGGGGACCGCCCAAACUGGCCGGUUGACUGGGUGUUGCAUGACCACAGGAACAGAGAGUUAUGUGGAUUGGACCUGGGUGACCUCGGGCACCUGGAUGGACCAAGCGCAUUCAGUUUCACCAAAACCUGGAAUGGUGCUCCUCAGUACGCCAUUGUCGAAGACUUUGCUGGAAAGGAUGUGGCACAGGACUUGGCCUCACUUGGUGGCCGAUGGCGGGGCCACGGUGUUACAGGCCACAGCGCCGGAGUUGCUGCCAGAGCUGGUGCUCGGAGAUUUGGAUUCAGCGCGGCCUGAGGUGCUCCAGUCCUACAGGGACAGGGGCGUGGAAGUCCGUGACCUUUCACACGACCAAGACACCACCGACCUGGAGAAAUGUUUGAAUACAGCUCAGAAGGACUUCGCCUGCAAACGCAUCUUCGUGGCAGGAACGUUUGCAGGUGUUCAGGGCUGCUUCGACCACACCUUGGGUGCAUUGAACGCUUUGUGCAAGGCGGAGGUGCAAGGCAUCAAUGCGGCACUUCUUAGCAUCGUGGUUGCUGAGCCAACUAGUCUUUUGGGAGGAUUGUAUGGGUUUGGACUCCGGACAUUCCUGAUGCUUCCGAAGUCCUCCUGGGAUUUCUUCAGACCAUUUGAGGCGAUGAUAGCUGCUGCAUCCUUCUUCCUAAAGGCCGUCACUGCUUGACAGCCCCGCGUCAAUCAUGUUGUGGUCUCGUACCACUGGGCGGCCCAGUGCGUGUCACAACAAGCGGACUAUGCUGGGACAUGAAGGACGCGGUGCUGGAAUGGGGCGGUUUGGUGAGCACUAGCAAUGGUCUUGAUGAAGCCGGUGAUGGCCUAGUGUGGGUGGACACGGAUGGCACAGUUCUCUGGACCUGCAACAACGUGCCCUAAUACUGAUACUCGUAAGAUUCCUCGAGACCCUUCGAAGUGCAAGCGCUAAGAAAUGCGGCGGACAGUUAGUCGCAGCAGGAAGGCCAGAUCACUUGGCCAACUGAUUUCAGCUGAGCUUAUGAGAGGAUCUCAGCUCAUUGGGCGUGACUUGUAGAUAGAUGAUCGACAUGCAGAAGAAUAAGAAUUGUGAAGUAGUCCCACAAGACAUCCUGACCUCAAGUGUCGAUGGAGACCGUAUAAAAGGGACACCGAG